This is a messenger RNA of Cynocephalus volans (Philippine flying lemur), 2470 nucleotides long. It is a transcript of the gene DCLK1, whose product is annotated as doublecortin like kinase 1. Gene Ontology annotation, biological process: intracellular signal transduction; neuron projection morphogenesis; protein phosphorylation. Bases 248 to 2470 code for a protein of 740 amino acids. The transcript is spliced from 17 exons. Gene Ontology annotation, molecular function: protein kinase activity; ATP binding. The record is from RefSeq and is a predicted model, not a curated record. Lineage: Eukaryota; Metazoa; Chordata; Mammalia; Dermoptera; Cynocephalidae.
CCGCCGCCGCCGCCGCCCUCGGCAGACAGAGGCAGGACUGAGGCUGUGCGAAUCCCGCAUUUCAAUGAGCACUGGCCGAGGCGCGUCCCUGCUCUAGCGGCCGCAGCCCGGACGCCCGCGCUCCAGCAGCCGCCGCCCCAGCCCCGCAGCCCCGGCCGCGCCCAGCCCGGCGAGGACAGCACCAGGAGGCGGCCACAAAGACCCCCGGCGGCGUCUCUCCGCGGACCGGUUCGACCUGCAGCCCGUCAUGUCGUUCGGCAGAGACAUGGAGCUGGAGCACUUCGACGAGCGGGACAAGGCGCAGAGAUACAGCCGCGGGUCGCGGGUGAACGGCCUGCCGAGCCCCACGCACAGCGCCCACUGCAGCUUCUACCGAACCCGCACGUUGCAGACGCUCAGCUCCGAGAAGAAGGCCAAGAAAGUGCGUUUCUAUCGCAACGGAGACCGCUACUUCAAAGGGAUUGUGUACGCCAUCUCCCCAGACCGCUUCCGAUCUUUUGAGGCUCUGCUGGCUGAUUUGACCCGAACUCUGUCGGAUAACGUGAACUUGCCGCAGGGAGUGAGAACAAUCUACACCAUCGAUGGGCUCAAGAAGAUCUCCAGCCUGGACCAGCUGGUGGAAGGAGAGAGUUAUGUGUGUGGCUCAAUAGAGCCCUUCAAGAAACUGGAGUACACCAAGAACGUGAACCCCAACUGGUCGGUGAAUGUCAAGACCACCUCAGCUUCCCGGGCGGUGUCUUCUCUGGCCACUGCCAAAGGGAGCCCUUCGGAGGUGCGGGAGAAUAAGGAUUUCAUUCGGCCCAAGCUGGUCACCAUCAUCAGAAGUGGGGUAAAGCCACGGAAAGCUGUCAGGAUUCUGCUGAACAAGAAAACUGCUCAUUCCUUUGAGCAGGUCCUCACCGAUAUAACUGAUGCCAUCAAGCUGGACUCGGGGGUUGUGAAACGCCUGUACACCUUGGAUGGGAAACAGGUGAUGUGCCUUCAGGACUUUUUUGGUGACGAUGACAUUUUUAUUGCAUGUGGACCGGAGAAGUUCCGUUACCAGGAUGAUUUCUUGCUAGAUGAAAGUGAAUGUCGAGUGGUGAAGUCCACUUCUUACACCAAAAUAGCUUCAUCCUCCCGUAGGAGCACCACCAAGAGCCCAGGACCUUCCAGGCGCAGCAAAUCCCCUGCCUCAACCAGCUCAGUUAAUGGAACCCCUGGUAGUCAGCUCUCUACUCCACGCUCGGGCAAGUCGCCAAGCCCGUCACCCACCAGCCCAGGAAGCCUGCGGAAGCAGAGGAGCUCUCAGCAUGGUGGCUCCUCCACUUCCCUUGCGUCCACCAAAGUCUGCAGCUCCAUGGAUGAAAAUGACGGCCCUGGCGAAGAAGUGUCAGAGGAAGGCUUCCAGAUUCCAGCCACGAUAACAGAGCGAUAUAAAGUUGGAAGGACAAUAGGAGAUGGAAAUUUUGCUGUUGUCAAGGAAUGUGUAGAAAGGUCGACUGCUAGAGAAUAUGCUCUGAAAAUUAUCAAGAAAAGCAAAUGUCGAGGCAAAGAGCACAUGAUCCAGAAUGAGGUGUCUAUUUUAAGAAGAGUGAAACACCCCAAUAUCGUUCUUCUGAUUGAGGAGAUGGAUGUACCAACCGAACUGUAUCUUGUCAUGGAACUAGUCAAGGGCGGAGACCUUUUUGAUGCCAUUACUUCCACCAACAAAUACACCGAGCGAGAUGCCAGUGGGAUGCUGUACAACCUGGCCAGUGCCAUCAAAUACCUCCACAGCCUGAACAUCGUCCACCGUGACAUCAAGCCUGAGAACCUGCUGGUGUAUGAGCACCAAGAUGGCAGCAAAUCACUGAAGCUGGGUGACUUUGGACUGGCCACCAUUGUUGACGGCCCCCUGUACACAGUCUGUGGCACCCCGACAUACGUGGCUCCAGAAAUCAUUGCAGAGACUGGAUAUGGCCUCAAGGUGGACAUCUGGGCAGCUGGUGUCAUCACUUACAUCCUGCUGUGUGGUUUCCCUCCGUUUCGUGGAAGUGGUGAUGACCAGGAGGUGCUUUUUGAUCAGAUUUUGAUGGGGCAAGUGGACUUCCCUUCUCCGUACUGGGAUAAUGUUUCCGAUUCUGCAAAGGAGCUCAUCACCAUGAUGCUGUUGGUCGAUGUCGAUCAGCGAUUUUCAGCCGUACAGGUCCUGGAGCAUCCCUGGGUUAACGAUGAUGGCCUCCCAGAAAAUGAACAUCAGCUGUCAGUAGCUGGAAAGAUAAAGAAGCACUUCAACACAGGCCCCAAGCCGAAUAGCACAGCAGCUGGAGUUUCUGUCAUAGCAACCACCGCUCUUGAUAAGGAGAGGCAGGUUUUCCGACGAAGACGCAACCAGGAUGUGAGAAGCCGAUACAAGGCGCAGCCAGCUCCGCCAGAACUCAACUCGGAGUCGGAGGACUACUCCCCAAGCUCCUCCGAGACUGUUCGCUCCCCCAACUCGCCCUUUUAA